CGUCACACCCAGUCACACACACACACACACACACACACACACACACACACACACACACACAGAGGGGGCAGUGUGUUCACAGCAGCCGAGACUCCCAGGUGCCAAACACACACACAUAUACGCACACACACACACAUAUAUACACACACACAUCCACACACUCCCCCGGUCAGCCUGAAGGACGCGCUGAGCGAGCAGCAGCCUGUUUUCAGCCGGAACAUUUGGAAAUAUCGAAACAGGGAAGUUGGAGCGGAGCGGCCGAUCAGGAUGUUCAGCUGGGUGAACAAGGAGCAAGGUGGACGCAACAAGGAGGGAGAGAUGUACCAGACGGUGACGGAGGGACUGCAGACUCUGUACACCAAGAAGCUGCUGCCGCUGGAGGAGACAUACCUCUUCCAUGACUUCCACUCUCCGGCCCUGGAGCCGGCCGACUUCCAGAGCAAGCCCAUGGUGCUGCUGGUGGGCCAGUACUCCACCGGGAAAACCACCUUCAUCAGGUACCUGUUGGAGCAGGACUUUCCCGGGAUGCGGAUCGGUCCAGAACCGACCACUGACGGCUUCAUCGCGGUGAUGUACGGCGAGAACGAGGGCGUCGUCCCCGGCAACGCCCUGGUGGUCGACCCUAAAAAACCCUUCAGGAAACUCAACGCAUUCGGAAACUCCUUCCUCAACAGGUUCAUCUGCUCUCAGAUGCCCAAUGAGGUUCUUCAGAGCAUCAGCAUCAUCGACACUCCUGGCAUCCUGUCUGGAGAGAAACAACGAAUCAGCAGAGGCUAUGACUUUGCGGAGGUGCUGCGCUGGUUCGGCGAGCGGGUGGAUCGGAUCAUUCUGCUGUUCGACGCUCACAAGCUGGACAUCUCUGACGAGUUCUCCGAGGCCAUCAAAGCCUUCAAAGGUCAAGACGACAAGAUCCGCGUCGUCCUCAACAAGGCCGACCAGGUGGACACGCAGCAGCUGAUGCGAGUGUACGGCGCCCUCAUGUGGUCGCUGGGGAAGGUGAUCAACACUCCAGAGGUGGUGAGAGUUUACCUGGGCUCCUUCUGGGCCAAACCGCUGCAGAACAGUGAGAACAGGCGUCUGUUCGAGGCGGAGUCUCAGGACCUCUUCAAGGACAUCCAGAGUCUCCCGAGAAACGCAGCGCUGCGUAAACUCAACGACCUCAUCAAGAGAGCGCGGCUCGCUAAGGUGCACGCCUACAUCGUGAGCUACCUGAAGAAGGAGAUGCCGUCUCUGUUCGGCCGGGAGAAGAAGAAGGAGGAGCUGAUCAUGAGGCUGCCGGAGAUCUACACCAUCCUGCAGAGGGAGCACCACAUCAGCCCCGGAGACUUCCCCAACGUCACCAAGAUGCAGGACAUGCUGCAGCACUACGACUUCAACAAGUUCCCGUCUCUGAAGAUGAAGCUGAUCGAGUCCGUGGACAAGAUGUUGGCCACAAAGAUCGCCGUUCUGAUGACAAUGAUCCGGGAGGAGGAGUCGAAGGUGCCGCCAGCCAUGGUGUCCGGCGGCGCCUUCGAGGGCUCCCAGGACGGGCCCUUCGGUCACGGCUACGGCGAGGGCAUCAGCGCCGGGGCGGACGCCGAGGACUGGAUCGUCAGCCGCGAGAAGCACCGCUACGACGAGCUCUUCUACAUGCUGAUGCCCGUCAACGGCAAGAUCACUGGCGUCAACGCCAAGAAGGAGAUGAUGAACUCGCGGCUGCCCAACAACGUGCUGGGGAAGAUCUGGAAGCUGGCCGACUGCGACCACGACGGCAUGCUGGACGACGAGGAGUUCGCGCUCGCUCAGCACCUCAUCAAGAUCAAACUGGAGGGCUAUGAGCUGCCCACCGAGCUGCCCGACCACCUGGUGCCCCCGUCCCACCGCAAAAACCCCACUGCAGACGCCCUGUACAACCACAGCGAGGACUAGAGCGCCGACAGGGCGGCGAGAGGACGAUUCUGCAGCUGAUGUUCAGACUAACAUGAGAACCAAUCAGCAAGUAGAAGGUCAAAGGUUGGAGUUCAGGAUGAACACAGGAGGAGGAGCUCGCCACCAAGAUGAUCUUCAACCAUCAUUAAAUAAUCACAUGUGAAAAUCACACAAACAAACAGGGACUGAGGACAUGCUUUUAUUUUGGUAAGGUUUUAUAUAUUGUAGUUG
This is a messenger RNA of Acanthopagrus latus (yellowfin seabream), 2139 nucleotides long. RefSeq names its product EH-domain containing 4 (gene ehd4). Lineage: Eukaryota; Metazoa; Chordata; Actinopteri; Spariformes; Sparidae. The record is from RefSeq and is a predicted model, not a curated record. Gene Ontology annotation, molecular function: molecular adaptor activity; GTP binding; calcium ion binding. Bases 268 to 1908 code for a protein of 546 amino acids. The transcript is spliced from 9 exons. Gene Ontology annotation, cellular component: clathrin-coated pit; cytoplasm; presynaptic membrane. Gene Ontology annotation, biological process: endosomal transport; clathrin-dependent synaptic vesicle endocytosis.